GGAGGAUCAGCAGCCUCUGAGGGACAGCUCAUACAUGCAGGACUUAUUUUAUAGAGCAUCUCCUUAAUUAUCAUUAAUGAUCUCUGAUCUGAAGAGAUUAUAGUGCAGUUAUAACUCUUACUUUACUUUAAGGGGAUCAGUAGGUUGUGGGUUCAGCACCACGACCCCAGCGGACAGCUCCCCGCCCACCCAACCUCCUGCUCUCUCUCUCUCUGUUUAUAUCCAGCUUAUAUCGAGUUAUAUCGCGUUAUAUCGUGGUUUUCUUCUUCAGCUUUCAUCUCCAGCGUGUUUUUUCAGCUUUUCAGUACUAAAGCCAUGGCUGAGAGGAGGCUCCUUCCCCGGGAAGAUGAUCAGUGCUCGCUGCUCUCCAGGCUGGGCACGGACAGCCCCAAACCGCGCGUGAAGUUCGGCGGGAUGUUCUGCAACAUCGAGGGCGCUUUCGAGAACAAGACGCUGAAUUUCGAGUCGUUCAGCCCGGACUCGGUGAGGAGGAGCUCCAGGGCGCGGCUGCAGGACGCGGAGGACUCGGCCAGUGUCAGCGGCGUGUCCUGCGUGUCCAGCGUGUCCUGCGUGAGCCGCGCGCAACCGCAGCCUCCCGUUACGCGCAGCCACACCGUGGAGCAGCCCGCGGCUUACAGACGGGCUCCACGCGACAAGCGUGAGGGUGAUAAACUCAUCAUCAAAGGCGGGAAGAUCGUGAACGAUGACCAGUCCUUCUAUGCUGACAUUUUUAUUGAGGAUGGGACCAUCAAACAGAUUGGUGAGAACCUCAUUGUGCCCAGUGGGGUGAAGACAGUGGAUGCGUACGGGCACAUAGUCAUCCCUGGCGGCAUUGACGUCAACACCAGCCUGCAGGCUCAGCACAUGGGCAUGAGCCCAGCUGAUGACUUUUAUCAUGGAACCCGCGCUGCGCUGGCAGGAGGAACCACCAUGAUCAUUGACCACGUUGUACCAGAGCCGGGCGCUAGUUUGCUGGCUGCUUUUGACCAGUGGAGGGAUGUGGCAGAUAAGAGGUCUUGCUGUGAUUACUCUCUGCACAUAGACAUCACCCGCUGGCACGAGGGCAUGUUCGAGGAGCUAGAGACGCUGGUCAAAGAUCAAGGCGUUAAUUCAUUCCUGGUUUUCAUGUCCUACAAGGACAGGUUUCAGAGCUCAGACUCACAAAUGUAUGAGAUUUUUGGUAUUCUGAGAGAUCUGGGAGCUAUUGCGCAAGUUCAUGCUGAGAACGGCGAUAUUAUUGAUGAGGAGCAGAAAAGGCUGUUAGACAUGGGCAUCACCGGCCCUGAGGGGCAUGUGCUGAGCCACCCGGAGGAGGUGGAGACAGAAGCUGUGUAUCGAGCCAUCACCAUCGCCAAGCAGGCCAACUGCCCGCUCUACAUCACCAAAGUGAUGAGUAGACCUGCUGCUGAUGUCAUCGCCAAGGCCAGGAAAAAGGGAAUGGUCAUUUAUGGAGAGCCAAUCGCAGCCAGUCUCGGCACUGAUGGGUCACAUUACUGGAGCCAAAACUGGGCUAAAGCCGCCGCCUUCGUUAUGUCUCCGCCCCUCAGUCCAGAUCCGGCAACCCCCGACUACCUCAACUCCAUGCUGUCCUGUGGAGAUCUUCAGGUGACGGCCAGCGCUCACUGCACGUUCUCCACAGCUCAGAAAGCUGUAGGAAAAGACAACUUUACACUCAUCCCUGAGGGAACCAAUGGCAUCGAGGAACGCAUGAGCAUCGUGUGGGAUAAGGCUGUGGCUUCAGGUAAAAUGGAUGAGAAUGAGUUUGUGGCGGUGACCAGCACCAACGCAGCCAAGAUCUUCAACCUGUACCCUCGCAAAGGCAGAAUCGCAGUGGGAUCUGACGCAGACCUCGUCAUCUGGAACACCAAGGAGACCAAAACCUUCUCAGCCACAUCCCACAAUUUAACGGUGGAGAUGAACAUCUUCGAGGACAUGGAGUGCCGGGGCUUCCCCGUGGUGGUCAUCAGUCAGGGCAGGAUCGUUCUGGAGGACGGGAAGCUGGAUGCGAUGGAGGGUUCGGGCCGAUUCGUCCCCAGGAAGGCCUUCCCAGACUACGUCUACAAGAGGAUUAAAGCGCGCAGCAGGAUGGCGGAGGCUCGUGGUGUUCCUCGGGGUAAUUAUGACGGUCCUGUUCAUGACGUCAUCAGCAUGACCAAGUCUGUUCCUCCGACUCCCACCACUAGAGGCCCCUCUUCCUCAGGCAAGAACACUCCAGGACCAGCCCGGAACCUCCACCAAUCAGGAUUCACCCUGUCCGGCACUCAGAUGGACGACCACAUCCCCCGGCGCACGGCACAGAGGAUCGUAGCGCCCCCUGGAGGCAGAUCCAACAUCACCUCCCUGUCAUGAGUGGGUUCCAAUAUGGGAAAAGGGCAUCUGGCAAAAAAAUCCAAUUUCCCUUUGACUUCCAUUUAACAGUAAUAUUAAUGAUAAUAAUAAUCAUAACCAUGCAAGAAACAUUUUAUUCACUACCUUUAAACACACACUGCAAUUCCCCCCAUACACGACCCGUCCAGUACACAGCCAGGAGGAUAGCAUGACUUACAACAUGACCAAUUCCUGUUCCCUCAAACUCUCUUCUCAUCUAAAAUCCUCAACCCAAAUCAGACCUGUCACGAUAAUUACAGCUCUGGAAUAAAAUAAGAGAGCACUUAAAAAUAAUGAGUUUCUUUGAUUUUACCAAAUAAAAAAACCUCUGGAAUAUAAUCAAGAGGAAGAUGGAUGAUCACAAGCCAUCAAACCAAACUGAACUGCUUGAAUUAUUUUGCACCAGGAGUAAAGCAGCAUAAAGUUAUCCAAAAGCAGUGUGUAAGACUGGUGGAGGAGAACAUGAUGCCAAGAUGCAUGAAAAAAAAAAAAAACUGUGAUUAAAAACCACCAUGGUUAUUCCACCAAAUAUUGAUUUCUGAACUCUUAAAACUUUAUGAAUAUGAACUUGUUUUUUUGCAUUGUUUGAGGUCUGAAAGCCAUUUCUCAGCCGUUUCUCAUUUUCUGCAAAUAAAUGCUCUAAAUGGCAAUAUUUUAAUUUGGAAUUUGGGAGAAAUGUUGUCUGUAGUUUAUAGAAUAAAACAACAAUGUUCAUUUUACUCAAACAUAAACCUAUAAAUAGCAAAAUCAGAGAAACUUUUUCAUUUAGCUUUUAAAUUUUUUUCCAGAGCUGUAUAUUUCGUACAAUCUAAUAUAUGUGCAUUGUGUUUAGUCGCAUGCAUUUUCAUAUAAAAAUUAUUUUGAAUGCAAACUAAAAAUCAUUAUAGCCCCUAGAAUAUUACAAAUUAACAGUUUGUUCAAUUAUUCUUUAAUCCUUUCAGACCUGAAUUCUGUUCCAGUGCUGAAAUAAAAUAUAUAAAUGCUGUUUUUUGUCUGUAAUGCACAAUGCAUUAAAAAAAAAAAAGUUUUUAUCUAGUUUCCUUUGCUAUAAUGCUGCUGUGCCCUAAUAUGUCUGAGCCCCUGUUCUUUUCUAGUGCAGAGGGCGGGACUAAGCUACUGUUCCAAUGGCUUGUAAACAUUUUCAUUGGCUGGUUUAUUCUGGUAUAUUCUCAUGGACAUUAUGUCUUAAAUUGUGUUGAUAGAUAUGUUGUCACAAUAGAGCAUUUUGAAACCAAAAAAAAAAAAUAAUAGUAAUAAUGAUAAUGUUCAUUGUAAUGGAUGCAGGGUCUGAAAGUGUUAAAAUGAUGCAUUUUUUGGAUUGUUCUGCUAUUAUAUGGUCAUUUUUAUCAAUUAAUAUGCCACAAAAAGGUUUUAAAAUGACAGAAAUUCAUUUAUUGCAAUUAUUUCUGGGAGAAAUUUUCAAUACACAAAAUAUUAUCGUGACAGGCCUGAUCCAUAGUGUAGCAUGCAACAUUUACCACAUACCACAUAGACCGCAGGCUCAGUUACACCCAUUCUAUCAGCUUUAGCAAACGAGUAGCAUUGAUAACGUGAUGCAGGUGAGUAGUUGGUGAUUGUAGUGUCUGUAAAACACUGGAAGGAUCGUAUCCCAGUGCUGCCUUUAAACCAGUGCUUUUUUUCUGUCUGCUCUCGUUCAGUUUCAUCGAGACUGACCAGUUUCCAGAGGGGCUCUCUGUCGGUGUCUUUAUUUUUAGAAAGCUGCCUGUAGAUUGUCUUAAACUCAGAUGUCAUUUGUUAGAGUUAGGUUCGUUGAACACAUGUUUAAAUGUCAGUGAAAAGUGAAAAGAGCCAGUGAGCCAGUGAUCAAGCAUCUGCCUUCCUUAUUGAUUGAUUGAUGAUGGUUUUAAGAUAAAUGUGUUUUUUUAAAAGGCCUUAUUUUAUUGAGAAUGGAAAAUAUUGUCACUGUCAUGCAAAAAAAAAAAUCUGUAUUUUAAAUAGGUUUGGGGUGUAUUUAUUAAAACAUGAUAAAAAGUCUUUACCUUUGUUGAAAAGCUCUCCUCCGCUCUCCUGCAGCUUUCUGAGAUCCAGCAUUUUGUGCACUUUGCCCAAACAGGCUUUAGAAUGAGUGAGACGGGGCAUACGCAUAUAGUUUACCCUGCAGAUAAAUCACUUUUUUUAACGUUAUUCAGCCUAAUAGUAGCUCCACAUUUCAUUGGUAAAAUCUGGAAAGCUCCAACAUUAAAAACUAGAAGUUUAGAACUUUAAAACUGACUUAUUGACUUAUUGUGACUUAAAUUUAAGAUGGUGUCACCCAUAGAUUGACCUAUGCUAUGGGUUAAAAACAGUUUUUAAUGCUUGGUUUUAAAUGUCAGAGCUCUUUGGAUUCUACCAAUGAAGUUUGGCGCUACUUUGAGCUGGAUAACGGUGGAAAAAGCAAUUUAUCUGCAGAAAUCUGCAGCAAAAUAUGCCCCAUCUAAACUAUUCUAAAGCCUGUUUGGGCAAAGUGCACAAAAUACUGGAUCUCAGAAAGAGCUAUUCAACAAAGGGAAGUACUUUUUAUCCCGUUUUUUAAUAAAUACACCCAAAGUCCAUUUCACACCAGAGUUCUCCUUUAAUGUCUUUAAUCUAUGCCAGUUUCGCUUUAUAUUGUGUCCAAAUUUCAUGAUUUAAGAGUAAAUAGAAAGGCUUUAAAAUAAAAUAAGAAUACAAUAUAUUGUUACAAUGACUUCCAUUGAAAGUUAAGCAGAUAAAGUUGCAAUAAAGUAAGAUAUACAUGGAUUUUGCAUGACAGAAACAAUAUAUACAAAGAAUUAGGACUCCUAAUGAAAACCUUUCUCGGUCUAUGAAGAUCAGAUGUUCAUAGUUUGGUUCUGGCCCAAUCCCAUUUCUCUCUUAUAUCCCUACCCCUUGUUUUCAAGUGCUAGUCAAUUUUAGCUUUCAUUUUAUUUAAUUAAUUCAAUUCCACCUUAAAUAGUGCAGCCUCUACCAUCUGUUGUGCCAUUUAAGGUGGAAUGGGAGAGUUAGAUAGCUAGCUAUCUAGCUACUGAGGUUAAAUAUUAUUUAAUCAUUUUUAAUGCUUGUUUUCAAGAAAUUUAACAUAGAAUGUUGAAAAUACACAUUAAAUUAUCAUUAUAUAGAGCUUAUCUUCAUUUUUAACAAGGAAAAUACCCAAAUUUGUUGGUUUCUUUGGUUGCUUGUGCUGCAUCAUCUUUUCAGUGAUUCUCAUAGUCCUCUAAAAGCAAUUUUCCACCAAACGACCUCUGGUUCUUGAACCACUUCCAUUCGGGUUUAUUUGAAAGAAUUAUGGGACUUUUUAGUAAAUCAGCCCACAUUUUCACCAGUUUUAGUGGAACCGUCAUAACAUUAAUUCAUAAAUCAUCAACAGAGGACGCUGUCAUCAUGGUUUGCGCUAAAGAACCUAGAAUUCUUCGGUUCCCACUGCGAACGGAUGUUUCUGGUUCUAGAACCUACUUUUGUUGCUGGAAACACGGCAAACCGGUUCAAAAUUAGGUUCCCAAUCCAGAAUGGAGGCGAUUCCACUGUGGAAAAGUGGUAUUUUUGGAGCGUUCCUCUGAAAAAUCUCUGUAGACUCUUAGACACCUAAGAAGAAUAAGGAAACCCAACACCUAGAAGUAAAUGUGCAAAACAGAGGGUUAGGGCUAAGUGGUGAAAUGGGAUUGGGCCUAUUUUUACCCUUUCAAUAGAAAAUCUCCAGGUUUUUAUUGAGUAUCCUAAUUUUUGACUUUUGACUGAUUGUUGGUGUGCAUUAAAAACAAUGUUCUACAGGUGUAAAGCCACUCAUCAUUGCCAUUUCUCCACUCACCUAAAUACGCUCAUUUUUGUAAGUUUUUAAGACGAAACAUUUGGUGCUCUUAAACGUGUAACUGUGAAGAAUAUAGACCACGUUCUGACGCUAGCUCUGAUUCAGAAUCGCCUUCCCGAUGUAAACCUCUCGUUUUUACUUGUCGAAGGGUCUGAAAUACGCAUACGGCCUCUUUUAUAGAUACAAUAAAACAGAUGGACGCUGUUAUCCAGAGGCGUAGUUGUGUUUAAUGUGGUGUAAAUUGGUGAGCAGUUUUUAAAGGGCAGCCUGUGGUCAGUGAUGCUCCGUUGAAAGGAAACCAGUCAGCAGAUUUUCACUGUUUUCUACUCUUUCUGUGUUCAGACUGUAAAUACGUCUCUUAUGUUCCUAACUGUGCAUGUUCCGCAUGUCCUCAAUAAACUGAUUUUUUUGGGAAAAGAA
Astyanax mexicanus (Mexican tetra) is the source of this 6571-nucleotide messenger RNA. It is a transcript of the gene dpysl4, whose product is annotated as dihydropyrimidinase like 4. The record is from RefSeq and is a predicted model, not a curated record. Bases 316 to 2349 code for a protein of 677 amino acids. The transcript has 14 exons. Gene Ontology annotation, cellular component: cytoplasm; cytosol. Gene Ontology annotation, molecular function: hydrolase activity, acting on carbon-nitrogen (but not peptide) bonds, in cyclic amides. NCBI's taxonomy places the organism in Eukaryota, Metazoa, Chordata, Actinopteri, Characiformes, Acestrorhamphidae.